UGCAGUCGCUCAGUGCUUGGUGUGGGUGUACGCCACGUGAACGUUCUUUUUCUUUCUCUUUUUUUUUUUCUCUUUAUUUUUUAUCGGAACUGCGCUGUGGUCAGUCAGAUUAACAGUGAUGUGCCGGAGAAAAUCGAAACUAUUAUAAUGUGGGCGGAUCCUGAUGAUGGUGCAGAAGAGAUCCAAGCUCAAUGGCACUUAUCCCUGUGGGCUCGGGGUCUUGUAACGCGCCCUUGCUCUACCUCUGUCACACCUGGGACCCAACGAGGUACAUAGGCACAAGGGAUAACCCUGACCCCAGGAAGUAGCUGACCCAGCGGAAGCAGUGGCAUCACCGGCGGUGUCCCGUUCCCCCUGCCACCCUGAGUGCACUGGCGUUGCCUCUGUGCCUGGGCGCGCUCAUCGGCGCCACGGCGGUGGGCAACGCGCUCGUCUGCCUCUCCGUCUGCCUUGUGCGGCGCCUGCGGCACCCGUCGAACCACCUGCUCGUCUCACUUGCUGCCUCCGACCUCUGCGUAGCCCUGCUGGUCAUGCCUCCCGCCAUGUACCUCGAGCUCUCCGGCCACCGCUGGGACCUGGGACAAGCAGCCUGCGAUGCUUGGGUGUCCAUGGACGUCGCCUCCUGCACCGCCUCCAUCCUCAACCUGUGCAUGAUCUCCGUGGACCGCUACCUGGCCAUCACUCGACCCUUGACCUACGGCGUCCGGCGCACGGCACGAAGGGCCUGGGCUUGCAUCGGUGCCGUCUGGCUCCUGGCGGCGCUGAUCAGCGUGCCCCCACUGCUAGUCCUGGGGAACGAGCACGGCACUCUCGAUGCACCCACCUGCCUCGUCUGCCAGCACCUCGCCUACCAGCUGUACGCCACGCUCGGAGCCUUCUAUAUACCCUUGGCCGUGAUGCUGUUCGUGUACUGGAGGAUCCACAGGGCUGCGAAGAAGGUCAUCGAAGCCGAGCACCGAGCAAGGCCUGGACCUCGCAGCAGGAGCCUGAGAGUCGUUCUGAGGGAACGCAAGGCCUCCAUAACGCUCGGAAUAAUCCUGACAGCUUUCACGGCCUGCUGGCUCCCUUUCUUCGCCCUCGCCCUGGUGCGGCCUCUUGGAGGCAAACCCCUUCCGGAGGUGGCGCACAGCUUCGCGCUGUGGCUGGGCUACGCCAACUCGGCGCUGAACCCGGUUAUCUACGUAACCUUCCACCACGACUUCAGGCGCGCCUUCCGGGACCUGCUGUGCUUCCGCUGCCAGACGCAGACGACCGGAAGCAGCACGACUGGGGGCGGAAGCAGCAGCGGCACGGUCAGACAGUUGCUGGGCAGCAGGGACAACCACCUCAACUCGUGGGCCUGACCGUGGUGGACGUCACCUGAGGACCUACGGGUCUCCAGGGUCGACGUGAAUCAGCUGAAAAAUAAGCACAAUGAUCAGGGUAAUCACCAAGAGACCAAUCAUCAUCAGAACAAUCGAGGCAGCACGUGCGAGCCGACCAACUCACCUGUCUCACCAUUGUUCGACUGACCCAAGGAGGCCGAACUUACAACUGCGAUAUCUGACGUGCGCUCGGAAA
Molecule: messenger RNA, 1560 nt
Organism: Dermacentor albipictus
Lineage: Eukaryota; Metazoa; Arthropoda; Arachnida; Ixodida; Ixodidae
Product: 5-hydroxytryptamine receptor 1-like
Biological process (GO): G protein-coupled receptor signaling pathway, coupled to cyclic nucleotide second messenger; chemical synaptic transmission
Cellular component (GO): plasma membrane; dendrite
Molecular function (GO): G protein-coupled serotonin receptor activity; neurotransmitter receptor activity
Source: RefSeq, a predicted model, not a curated record